AUGCUAGGUGGAGGCUGUCACCCAACAUGUCCGCCGCGUUCCGCCGUUGAGACAUACCGUAUACCUCGGGCGGUGCCUGAGGUUGUAGAUCACACCACCAAGACCGCUGACGCUAUUCAAAUCCAACCAAAGAUCCUACACUUCAUCUAUACGACCUGA
Bipolaris oryzae ATCC 44560 is the source of this 159-nucleotide messenger RNA. RefSeq lists its product as uncharacterized. The record is from RefSeq and is a predicted model, not a curated record. Bases 1 to 159 code for a protein of 52 amino acids. The transcript has a single exon. Lineage: Eukaryota; Fungi; Ascomycota; Dothideomycetes; Pleosporales; Pleosporaceae.